Chaetomium fimeti is the source of this 1074-nucleotide messenger RNA. RefSeq lists its product as uncharacterized. Gene Ontology annotation, cellular component: plasma membrane. The coding region runs from base 154 to 1026 and encodes 290 amino acids. The record is from RefSeq and is a predicted model, not a curated record. The transcript is spliced from 3 exons. NCBI's taxonomy places the organism in Eukaryota, Fungi, Ascomycota, Sordariomycetes, Sordariales, Chaetomiaceae.
ACGUUUGCCGCCGAACCACCAGCUUCCGAAGAAGCCGACGAUACCAAGACGCCCAAUUCGUGACACAUAGUUGCCUUCCAAGCGGGACUGUGACGGUCCUUUCGCUCGCCCAUCCCGCGACACUCAAAUAGCGACUCCUGCAACGCAUUCAAGAUGAAGUCGAUGGUUUUGGUCACCGCUGCGGUCGUCGCCCUCGCCGACGCGUUGCCGGGGAACUUCAUGUCCGUGGCUUCGAAGCACGAACACGGCGAGGUCGCAGCGCGUUAUGUGAAGGGUGUGCAGCAACCGAUAGAACCACCCAAUCUCUCGGGCUCGACGAUUCAAGGGUGUUACAAGUCCUCGGGAAAACUCGAGUUCCAGAAAGUAAUCGAGUGGAACACCAUCGGCUCAUGCGGUAACGACCUCUGCCGUGCGGAGGGCUUCAAAGUUGGCGGCACGACAGGCGGGAACCAGUGCUGGUGCGGCAACACAUACCCGCCCAAGGAUGAUUUGGUGGACUCGAAGAACUGCGAUGUUGGUUGCACAGGUUUUGGCGACCACGCAUGCGGCGGCAUUGACUUCUGGACCAUUUACCACACCGGCGUAACUCUAUCCGUCAAAAACGACGCCUCUCCGCCGAAGUCGACAAGCUCCUCCGAUUCACCCAAGGCGACCGAGACCGAGUCAAAGCCCCAAGAAACCGUCGUCGUCACCGAGUCACCCACCAGCGAGCCGGAGAGCGACAGCUCUGGCCCCAACGUAGCUGGCAUCGCCGCUGGCGUGGUCGUGGGCGUCGUUGUCAUAGCGUCGGCAAUCGGCGGUGGCUUUUUAUACAUGCGCCGCAAGCGCAACCAAGAGAUUGAGGAAGAGCACCGUCGCAACGCCGCAGUCAACGCCUUUAUUGGCAAGCCUCCCAGGAGCAGCGGGGGCACUUCCACGACAGAUUCCCGGAUGGACCCAGUGAUGGCCCACCGGAGGAUGAGCGACGGCAGCAUCGCCGACAACCAAGAUUACUCCAGGAGGAUCCUUCGCGUCACCAACGCGUGAUCGCACCACCCCAGUGAUAACGACAAACGAAUUCGCCUGUAUUUCACA